Messenger RNA from Neurospora tetraspora, 2759 nucleotides. RefSeq lists its product as uncharacterized. Gene Ontology annotation, biological process: protein phosphorylation. The transcript has 2 exons. Bases 243 to 2639 code for a protein of 798 amino acids. The record is from RefSeq and is a predicted model, not a curated record. Lineage: Eukaryota; Fungi; Ascomycota; Sordariomycetes; Sordariales; Sordariaceae. Gene Ontology annotation, molecular function: protein kinase activity; ATP binding.
AGUGCACCCUUCGAGCUUCUCACGCUCUGCUUUGUCUCACCGAGAAAGGACGUCCGAACAAAAGGGCCAGGGACAACCAUAGCCCCCUCUCAUCUGCAAGCUACGAGUGAUAUCUUAUAGGGGAGAGAGCAUGACUACUGGUCUACGUAUGGCCAUUCUUUUCAACCUACCUCUACGGCCAACAACACUCACACUCAGAAUCUCUUUUCCAAAAAAAUCGAGUGACAGAUCCAAACGUCAAUAUGUCGAACGAGGUGUCUGAGGGGACUGACGCAGAUCCUUGGGCGAUACCCAAGUUCACCCAGGGCACCAACGUCUCCCGCGUCAUCCCCAGAGCGAAAUCCCCCAGCAUCGUAGAAUCCGAUGCAGCAGUCCGUGCCUGGCGCAACAAGAUCACCGAAUUCUUCUUCAAGUGGCGCCGUCAUGGAAAUAAUUCUCCCAGCGACUGGGAUGGGGCAACCAUGGACCGCCGAGUCAAGUCCCGCAUCAGCAAAAUCCCCAUCAAAUCCCCCUGGAAAGGUCCCGGCAAUUACAGCGGCCUGGUCCGGCGUGGUAUGAGAAGGAAGGUAGGGGCCUGGGGGUUUGGUGGCGGACCUCCAGAGAAGGAAGUCUGGGCACUGGCCAGAAGUAAAUGGCUGGAAAAGCAGCUUCUGCGCAUCAAAAUGCGCCACAUAAGGACUCUGGGAUGGGGUGGCCUCGGUGUCGUCAACCUCUUUGAGCAAGAACGCCCAGAUGGCCAGGUCAUCAAAGUGGUGUGCAAGAUAGACAUCGACGGCGAUAAGGGCUACCUUUCGAGCGAGAUCGAAGCCCAUAUGGGCACUGCCGGAGCCAAGCAUAUCUCACAACGCAUCCCCCCAGGCUAUUUUGCGCGACCCAACGGUCAGCCUAUCCAACCGGCACCCAAUACUGUGCCUUCGUCCACCAGAAGGUCAUUCGGCUCGGAUUUGAUGAUGAUAAGCAGCGACGAUAAGGCCAAGGUGGGCAAGGGUAAACCCGAUUCAUCGCUCGACGCCAUUCCUCUUUGGGACUCAAGACAAGUCUUGUUUCUCGAGUUUAUGAGCCGCGGGGAUCUCCGCAAGAUAGUAGCACAAAUUGCCGCUAAUCUUACCACGUACGGCAACGCUCCACCACUUACUCUUUGGCAUAUUUUCGGCAGUCUCUUCAAGGGCGUCGUAGGGCUGGCGUACCCGAGAGUAUUUAUGCCUGAGGAGUUCAAGAGCCCACAUAUGAGCGACUACAUUGUGCCCCAAGCAUCCGAAAGCUGCCUGCCCCUACCCAAAUUGACACCAUACUGCGAGCAUAAAACCCUUGUCCACUUCGACCUCGAUAUGACCAACGUCCUGGUCGGGGACUAUGACAGUUCUGAACACAACGCCACUCCGAUAGCCAAGAUCGCUGACCUCGGCCUGUGCCAAGUCUUUUGCGGCAACCAAGCCUCGUCCGAGUUUCGCUGGUCGUGCCGCAGGCGAGGCAAGAAAAGCAUCUUCGCGCCCGAACAGUUCACCGAAGAGUGGGACCACGUCAAGGAGGGCCCGCGCGAAUCCGGCGCCAAGACGGCGGGAAACUACAACUGGUGGACGAAUCUCUACCAGGUCGGCAUAAUCAUGUACUCGCUCAUCACGCUCUUCGAGUUCGAGGCGCCGCCCACGCCGAACAUGGCAGCCGUGAGAUACCCAGACGGCUCGGAGAAGGAGGUGUGGGGAUACGGCAUGGACUUGCUCGUUUGUGGUUACAGUCACCUCGACUUCGACUUGGUGAACGCCGUUGCUGCGUGUCUCUGUUAUGAUCCGGCGGAUAGGCCAGAUCUGCACGACCUAGAGAAACUGAUAAGGGCCAAGGUAACAGCGCAGCCGCCUGAUGGUCCAGUGGCGAAGAAAGCGAGGGACUGGGGCAGGCGGUACUUCGAGGGGGCGCCGCCGCCGUCGUAUAAGCCGGCGCCGUCGGGGAGGGAGAGACUCAGGCUUUGGCAGAACCCUGCCCCCGGAGGUGGCCGUGGGGGCCCAGCUAGACCGCCUGCAGCCUGGCAGCCUGGCGUUCAAGCUGGAUUGGCGCAACAGCGUGCGGCUUCAGUCGCAAAUUUUCCGAGACAACAGCGUGGUGAUCCAGCCGAAAGGGGUCAGCAGCGUGCGGCUUCGGCCGCUGUUGUUCCGGGACAACAGCCUGGACUUCAAGCUGGAAGGGGGCAGCCACCUAUGGCUCCGGCCUGGAGGGGACAACAGCCUGCAGCUCAAGCCGGAAGAGGGCAACCGCCUCAAUUCCCAGCUUGGGGAGGGCAGAGGCCUCAAUUUCCAGCAGGAAGAGGACAACCGCGUGCCCCUUCGGCGGCAAUGGGUCCGGGACAACAGCCUGGCUUUCAAGCCGGAAGAGGUCAGCAGCGUGCGGCUUCGGCUGCAGUUCGUCCGGGGCCACAGGCUCGGUUCCCAGCCGGGAGAGGCCAGCAACCUGCGGCUCAAGCUGGGAGGGGACAUCAGCGUGUGGCUUCGACCGCAACUAUUCCAGGGCAGCAGCAGUCUCAAUUUACAGCUGAUAGGUGGCGACAAGCUGGGUUUCCAACCGGAGGGCAGCCUUCGGCUACGGGUCGAACUUCUCGAAGUUUUUUUCAAGCACCCUCUGGAUUCCCAAAUACAAGGGGAGGUUAGGCUACAGGUACGGUGUGUGCUGCUCAACUCGCUGGUUGAGACCGGGGUCAUAGGGUGCGUUGAGAGAGGGUCCUUGGAGAGUGAUGGGAGUUCGGUUUCUUUGUUUUUAUGGUCUUGGGG